ACAGAAAAAUGUGUGGUUAUGGUGUCAUAUUGUUUAUAUUUUACACAAUAAAUUGUUGAAAUAAUACCUACAUAAACUUUAUUAAAAAAUUUAAUGCAGCAUGGAAAAUUUAGAAGAUUCGUUAAAUAAAUUAGAGGUAGAAGAUAGUGGAUCAGAAAGUUCAACUGACUCUUCAAGUGAAGAAGAAGAUGCAGUUCCUACUUUCAAAGUCGCAAUGUGGGACUUUAACCAGUGCGAUCCUCGAAAAUGCUCAGGUCGCAAACUGGCUCGACUAAACCUAAUAAAAUCCCUAAAAAUUAAGCAAAAAUUUCCCGGUUUAGUUUUAACCCCAACCGCCGACAAACGCGUAAGUCCGGCCGAUCGAGAUAUCAUUAAUAGCAAAGGGAUUGCUGUGAUAGAUUGUUCAUGGGCCAGAAUCGAUGAAACGCCUUUUGACCCAAGGCCCACGAAUGGUAGGUGUUUACCAUUUUUGGUAGCUGCCAAUCCGAUUAAUUAUGGAAGACCUAUGCAACUCAGUUGUGUGGAAGCUGUGGCAGCUGCCAUGUAUAUUACAGGCUUCAAAAAAGAGGCACGGUUUUAUUUGGACAAGUUUUCUUGGGGACAUUCAUUUAUUGAUUUGAAUGAAGAAAUUCUGGAGAUAUAUUCAAAUUGUAAAGAUAGUCAGGAAGUCGUUCAAGAACACAUAAAAUAUAUAGAAAAACAACAACAGCUUCAACAGGAAAGACAAGCAUCUAGUGAUUUCCCACCAAGUUCAGAUAGUGAAGAAACUUCAAGCGAAGAAGAUAGUUAAGGCAACUACUUUUGAUGUAUUAAUGAUUAUUUUCUUAUAAAGUUUUAUUUAUGCCUGUAUAUUUCAUAAUUUUAUUAAAAUAGAUAAAAAAGCAA
Molecule: messenger RNA, 885 nt
Organism: Anthonomus grandis grandis
Lineage: Eukaryota; Metazoa; Arthropoda; Insecta; Coleoptera; Curculionidae
Exons: 3
Coding region: 101-790 (229 amino acids)
Biological process (GO): maturation of SSU-rRNA
Molecular function (GO): rRNA small subunit aminocarboxypropyltransferase activity
Source: RefSeq, a predicted model, not a curated record